AAAGGGCCAAGCGAAGUUUGUAAAGAGGGUUGAGUUAAAAUGUUAAAUAAUGGGCCGUGGCUGCCCUUUGAACUUGGCCGCGCAUGGGGUUCUGGAGCGGGAUUUGAGAAUUCAGAAAGAUUCUCAUCCCUCACCUCAACGCCACUCAAUUCAAUUCAAGCCCUGCGAAAUCCAAACUUCCAUAAGAUAAACUCACUUUAGUUUCCCCCCAAAUUCUCUCUCUCACUCUGACCCUAGGGUUUAACCAGGAGUUUUCUUCAGUCUGAUAACACUCUCAACACCACAAUGUCAUUUUCGUUGUUCGCCACGCCGCAGCAACAGCAACAGCAACCGCAACCGCAGCAGCAGUCUCCGUUCCAGCCACAGCAAAGUAGUCUGUUCCUUCCCCAGCAGCAACAACAACAACAACAAUUUCAGCCACAACAGCAGCAACCGCAGCCACAACAGCAGUUGUUUUUGUUCACAAACGAUAGAACUCCCGCUAGUUACAGUACAAAUUGGGCGGAUCUACAUCCAGAUUCUCAGAAGAUUCUCCUUCAGAUCGAGGAGCGGAUAUUGGAGUAUAGGGAUGAAAGCCAGAGACUAGAUCAGUGUAGUCGUCUUUAUGAUUCUUCGGUCUCCAACGAUGGAUUUGAGCUCGAUGCAGGCCAUAUUGUUCAGGAACUUGGUGGAAUAAGCACUGCUAUGGAACGGCAGAAAACUUUGCUGCAAGAACUGAUGUCCACAGUUAAGGAUAUGUUACGCAACACAGAGGUUGCUGUUCGUUCCUUUAUGAUGCUACGCCCAAGGUUCCUUCAUCCCAGUGGGGGUACAUCAAGUGCCACUGCUCCAUCACAGACUCCUGGAGCAACUAUAGCAGCUAGUUCAAGUAGCCAGCCAACAUCAUCUAUAGUGCCUGUUUUUGAUUUCUACAGUGGUCUUCCAAAGAAACCAUCACCCUUUUUACAGCAAACAGUUUUAAGAUUUGAGAAGUAUCUUGUUGAGUGCCAUCAGUUAAUUGAAGAGUUGGAGCAGUUGCUUCUCUUAGACUCUGAGAGAAAUGCUUCCAGUAAUGGAUCCUCAUUAUUGCAAUCUCUUCCCAAGGUCAUGACAAAUGUGCACGACUUUUUUGUUCAUGUGGCUGCAAAGGUGGAGAACAUUCAUCAGUACAUUGAAUCUAUGAAAUCAGCAUACCUAGCUGAUCGGCGUCGCCGGGGGGAAGUGAAUGAUCCAUUUUUGGAGGCAGAUCGGCGAGAAACUGCAAGACAAGAAGCUGCCUCGAAAAGAGUUCAUCCGACAUUGCAUUUACCUGCAAAUUCACAACCCUCAACUCAAGUUGCUGGGUUGUUUUCCAGUUCAGGGACUCAAGCAGCAUUGACUGCCCCGCAGACAUCUGCCGCAACUUCAUCUUCAUCAUCAGGAAGUGGAUUCUCUCUUUUUAGCACGCCGUCUUCUGCUUCGUCGUCUUCUAUGUUGUCAUCUCUGUUUGCAACACCAACUCCUGCUCCAGGACCUCAAACCUCACUUUUUGGUUCUACAACAUCUGUACCUGGUGCUGCAUCAACUCCCUCUCUGUUUGGUAAUACUACUCCAUUGUUUGGUACGGCACAAGCUACAAAUUCACUGUUUUCAUCUCCAUUUGUUUCAGGUGGUGCAACAGGAUCUGGGGCUAGCUUCGGACCUGGAUCGAAGAAUCCGCGGGCGAAAUCCAGAACUGCUCGACGCUAAUAAAUGUGAUCUCAAGCAUAAAGUUGAUUGGAACCCUUUUUGCUGCCUAACAAAUAUUCAAUGUUCUGCUUGAAAUAUUGGUUUUUCCUUAUUUUAGACGGUAUUAAAUGGAUUUUGCACUGAAUCUGAUGAGUUUCGGAAUGUAGAUGCCGCAUUGAGGGCACUGGUACAUAUCGAUAUUUGGAUUCUGCCUCGUUUCAAUCCAUUGUGUUCUUCCAUUA
Cajanus cajan (pigeon pea) is the source of this 1928-nucleotide messenger RNA. Its product is annotated as hydroxyproline-rich glycoprotein family protein. NCBI's taxonomy places the organism in Eukaryota, Viridiplantae, Streptophyta, Magnoliopsida, Fabales, Fabaceae. Gene Ontology annotation, biological process: nucleocytoplasmic transport. Gene Ontology annotation, cellular component: nuclear pore. Gene Ontology annotation, molecular function: structural constituent of nuclear pore. The record is from RefSeq and is a predicted model, not a curated record.